This is a messenger RNA of Rotaria socialis, 816 nucleotides long. Lineage: Eukaryota; Metazoa; Rotifera; Eurotatoria; Philodinida; Philodinidae. The record is from the annotation of a GenBank genome assembly.
AUGGCUGUUGAGGAUGCACGCGCAGUCGACAGUGCAUGGAUCAUUGAGCGAGCCAACGAAGUGCGUCAAACAGGAUCAACUCUAAUUCGUAACUUGCUUCCAGUUGAUAAAAUUGAUGAACUCAAUCGAGUUUUUCAACCGCUUCUGGCAGAAACUAUGCGAGCUGAAGGUGGAACUGGGAAUCGAGGACCAAAUCGGUACUAUGUCACUCCACCGUUUCGUCCGCCGUGGACUGAUGUAUCAAUUAUUAACAAUGAUAUUAUCAUGGCGAUUGUUUCCGAACUUGUGGGUGCCGAUGGAGUAUUCUGUCAAUUAGCUACUGACACUCCAUGCCAAGGAUCCCAAUACCAGACAUUGCAUCGUGAUACUCAGUCGCUUUUUCCCGAAUGGGAACAAGAGACCCCACCGUACCAGCUGGCUGUUAAUUUUCCUCUUGUUGAUUGUAAUCCAGAAAAUGGGCCACUGGAAAUGGCACCGUCAACACAUCUGUUAGCUAAAGAUGAAGCGCUUCAUCGCAUUGAAUCAGGCGAAAUACCACUGCAGCAAGUUCUGAUGAAACAAGGCGAUGUACUCAUUCGCGAUGUUCGACACAUUCAUCGAGGAACACCCAAUCAAACCGAUCAACCACGACCUAUGGUCGUUCUUGGCUAUAGUCGACGAUGGUUAUUUCGACCAGAAGUUCAAAUACGCAUCGCCCGAGAAAUACUGGAACAAUUACCGCUACGAACACGCAAUUGGUUACGAUUUAAUCCUGUGUUCAACACUCUGGAAGAAACGGAAAAGAACGAAGAACUCUAUCGUUCAUUCGCUUACUAA